CAUGAGCUAAGCACGGGAAGUGUUGCGUCACACGCACUGGGGCUUCAUGUGGGUGCGGGAGCAACUUUAGGAAACAAAGUGUCCAUCGCUUCAAAAGUAACACACACUUGUACUUGUUCUCAGCUGGUUUGAUAUUUUCGGAAAAGAACACCCAAAAGAGAUCAACAAACGUUCAGAACACUGCUUUGGUCCUCGUUCAGCUCUCAGUAUGUCUGAUGGGGACUAUGAUUAUCUCAUCAAGUUCCUCGCGCUGGGGGACUCUGGAGUGGGAAAGACCAGCUUCCUAUAUCAGUACACAGACGGCAAAUUCAACUCCAAAUUCAUCACCACAGUGGGAAUAGACUUCAGAGAAAAACGAGUGGUGUACAAAUCCACCGGUCCUGAUGGGACAGUCGGGAGAGGACAGAGGAUUCACAUUCAGCUGUGGGAUACGGCCGGACAGGAGAGAUUUCGGAGUUUGACCACAGCGUUCUUCAGGGACGCCAUGGGCUUCCUGUUACUCUUUGACCUCACGAAUGAGCAGAGCUUCCUUGACGUGCGGAACUGGAUGAGUCAGCUGCAGACGCAUGCGUACUGUGAGAAUCCCGACAUCAUCUUGUGCGGAAACAAAUCAGACCUCGAGGACCAGCGCGCGGUGAAAGCGGAGAGUGCUCGGGAACUGGCGGAGAAAUACGGAGUCCCGUACUUCGAGACGAGUGCUGCGAACGGUGAGAACGUGAGCCGUGCCGUGGAGGUUCUGCUGGAUCUGAUCAUGAAGCGCAUGGAGAGAUGUGUGGACAAAUCCUGGAUCCCCGACGGGAUGGUUCGCACCAACGGCCACAGCACCAGCAACCUGGCAGAGCCGCGUGACGCCGAGCAGAGCAAGUGCGGCUGCUAAUGCCGUAAGAAUCAUUCCAUUCGGCUCUCUGAUCCUUUUCAUUAGUACUAGUAUACGCUACGGUUUAAUUCAGCGGAUGAAGAGGAUCAGAGACCCUGCACUGUGUUAAACUGUUGUUUUUUUUCAGAAUGGAUGGACUAAAGCCACCUAGAUUCAAGUCUUCACGUUUUGAGAGCACUUUACACCAAACCCUGCAUUCAGAAGCCUUGAUGCGUCAGAUUAGAUGUGUUUCAAGGGCUUGAUUCCUCUCACUGUUUCACUAUUAGUGCACAUCUGUUGUUAAAACUAGACCCAUGCGUGCAUCAGUGCAGUUCUCUGAUUCUGACACAGCUGUUAGAAAAAUGAGUUUUGUGUUGAUUUCUAAAUGAAAACCCCACAUUAAAUCACUGAGAAUCUGAUUUUUUAAAAUAUAUGCAUGUUAAAAAAGGUUUUUUUUUAAAAAUAUUUGUUUAAAAUGUUUAUAUUUUAAAUAUAUACACACAAAAUAUCAUUAAGAACCUGUCACCUUUUCAAAAAAUUAUGAAAAUAAAAAAAGCAUCAUAUGGUCUUGAAAUGGCAUGAAGGUUAAUGAUGAGAGAAGUGAUCUGUUCCUGUAAUAAUUUGUGCUGGUUGUCCCUCUCUAGUGGACUGAUGGUGAACAGCACUCACUUCUAUGUCACUUUUUAACAAGUUUGUAGAAUUUAACACUUUUAAAUGUGUUACUAUGUUAUCUGUAGUCAUGUAGAUGUCAGAGACAAAUAAAAUAAGUAUUUAGCUGUUAUUGUAUUCAUUUUUAGGUUAGCGGUUGAUUUGUAUUGUACGUUUGUUUAGACAUUCACCAGGUGUUGGUUGUGGUUUUUCUGUAUUUCCGGUCGCUGGUUCAUGAAGAUCUACUGCCAUUUAAACACAGGGCUUGAUUUGGAAUGUUGUUUAGAUGAAAUAUAAUUGCAUCUAUACUGUAAAUGAUGGUAAUAUUUCUCAAAAAAUGGUUGUACAGUGCCAGUAGAUUGCGUUCAGCUCAUCUCUUUAAAGUCUCUCAUUUCACAAAAGCAAAGGAAAUGAAUUUUGAGUGAAUGUUUUUAAUCUUCUGUGGAUAUUUCGGUUUCGUUUACAGAAUCAUUUCCAAAGUGCUUUAUUCUACUGUAGUGCCUGUAACACUGAAUCAGUGCCAAACACUGUCUUUUGUGCCAAAUACUGAAACUCUAUUUGAAAAAAUAAAUAUAUUUUAUUAUUUAUUA
Sinocyclocheilus rhinocerous is the source of this 2094-nucleotide messenger RNA. RefSeq names its product RAB27A, member RAS oncogene family (gene rab27a). NCBI's taxonomy places the organism in Eukaryota, Metazoa, Chordata, Actinopteri, Cypriniformes, Cyprinidae. Bases 209 to 877 code for a protein of 222 amino acids. The record is from RefSeq and is a predicted model, not a curated record. Gene Ontology annotation, molecular function: GTPase activity; GTP binding. The transcript has 6 exons.